AUGCUCGCGAAGCUCUGUGGUGCUUCCUGGAAUCCGCCAACGCUGCAUGAUCCCUUUGACGCCACUUUUGCACGCCCGUGUGUGGCAAGGGGCCUGAUGCCGGAAGAUGUCCAAACUGAAAGACACGUUCUGGCCUCGUCUUUCUUUGGGCACCCGUCAGGAAGUAAGUCCUUGCACUAUUCCGACCAUGUGGCGCCUGACUUUGCAUCAACCCGAGCCUGCCAUCCGGCUAGAAGAUCUCAAGCCUUGUCCUUUUUCGAAGAUGCAUACCAGGCAUCGUCGAACCAGCGCGUUCGAAACGACGAAAGCUUGCAGAGGGCAGAGGGACAGAAAAACGUGAAGUUGGAGGAUUCGAAUUCAGAAGACUCAAAGGUACCUGCCCCCGAGGAGGAUGCGGAGGAUCCCGCUGACGCUUACAAGACACAGGAGGAAAAAUUGCUGAAGCGGAUCCACGACGAUGAAGAAGAAGUUGUCGAGCUGGUGGUCGCCCAGAAGGCAGCCGCGCAACACGAAGCACUAGCACAGCAGCAUGCGCGAGCCGCUGCCGCGAGAAGGGCGGCUGCCCAUGCUGGGGUUUCCCAAGAUUCGAUGGCUCAUGCUGGGCACCGGAAAGCACACCACUUAUCGCACAAUGAGCGGAUCUGCCGUAGGAGGAAAACUCCAUUGGAAUGUCAGGAUUUGAAAGCACAGUGUGGAUGGUUCGGUGACGAGGAUACAGGCAGAUGCCACCACAAGGCUCACGGGGAAUGGCCUAGCGGCACCGACUUUCUGUUUCAGGUUGGAGAAGUUGCGCUACUAGAGUCGUUGGUCAUAGCUACGGCUGUUGUGUCACGGCUGCGUGGCAGGGAAUUCCUGCGACAGCAUGCGGAGAAUGCGAGCUAUAAUCUGCGAUCAUCCAUGUGGUAUUUUCCCACGGUGCUGAUGUACGGCUUGGUAGGCCUGUACUACUACACGCGCACGAUGGGCUGGGAGCCUCCCCAGACCGCCUACUUCUUGGUACAAAUCGUGUCCACGGUUGGCGACAACGACAUGACCCCCAUUCAGCCUGUACCGAGACUAUUCACUUUAAUUCACAUUCUGCUGGGUCUCGUUCUCGUCGGAGGUGCAGUCGGAGAAGAACUCGACGAAAUCCUGCAGAGCCGCGUCAAUCGGAUGAGCACCGCUGUGGCACGAGGUGCAGAUUUCCAAGACCUACUGCCGAUCUUGUGGCGCGUGGCAGCUGAGGCCCGCGAUGCUGCCGGCUCCAACGAUCAACUUCAGAACAUCAUCGAAAGGCUUGAGAGUCUGCCUCAGCAUCCGCGGGAGUCCCGUCCGACUCCGAACCAGCUUCGCUGGCUGCGGGAGGUUCGUGGCGGGGAGGUGGUGCUAGCUGAGCUUACCGGCACCGGUGCACUCAUCCCAUGGCCACAGCGAUCUGCUCUGUGGACGGGAGCAGGCUGGCGGAUCAAGGCUCUUCUCCCUCUCCUCCGCUACGUUCUGGAGAAUCCCAGCGGGCCCAUGCCUAGCUACGACCAGGAGGCUACCUUAGACAUUCUGGAAGACGAUGUCAUAUUCGAUCAGCACUUCACGACCCUGAUCAUCAAAAGCUCCGUGGACAUCGGCACUGUCAUUCUCUCCGGGACGCUUUUCUUUGGCAUGGUCUCAAACUGGAUCCGCGGCAAGUCUGCCUUCACCUUGUUCGAUGGUUUGUUCUUCUCCGUUGCCAGCGCAUCUUCGGUGGGCUCGUCCGGAGAUGCAUUUACUUCAACGGCCAUCGAGAAGGCCGCCAGUUGUCUCCUCUUCAUCUGUGGGAGCUACAGCUUCAACCGCUUCACCAUGUUCAUGUCUGAGGUGAUGGCCUUCAAGGCACGCUCUUCUGCCUGA
Messenger RNA from Symbiodinium necroappetens, 1863 nucleotides. Lineage: Eukaryota; Dinophyceae; Suessiales; Symbiodiniaceae. The record is from the annotation of a GenBank genome assembly.